Pocillopora verrucosa is the source of this 9823-nucleotide messenger RNA. The record is from RefSeq and is a predicted model, not a curated record. Lineage: Eukaryota; Metazoa; Cnidaria; Anthozoa; Scleractinia; Pocilloporidae.
UGGCGGCCGAUCGAGGUUGUAAAGUAGAUGACACUUAAAGAUUUAUUUCCGAGCUCUGGACGUAGGAGCAAACUUGCACAAGAUGUCUCUAGCAGCGGCAGAUAAGCUGCUCAAAAUUUUUGACGCGUUGAAAAAUUUUAGAGAGGGCAUUCCUGUGGUUGACCCAAAUCCUUUGGCAAAGAAGAAAGAAAGCCUUCUGUCUAAAAAAGAAAGAAUAUCAUAUCUGAACACCAUUCCUGAACUAGUUUGCUCCUCAGGUAUAAGAAGUUUGUCUGAAUUUCCAAAGAUCCUGGCUAUCACUGUGGACUCUUUGUUAGUCAGCUGUGAUGAUCAGGAGUCAGAUGUGCGCUUGGUUGCUGGUGAAUCUCUCAACAAACUUAUCAAGGGAUUGAUGGACUCUUUCAUGGGACGGAUACAUGUAGAGCUUUACAAGAAAAUAAAAGAGAAUGGCUCUGCUAGAAGUCUGAGAGCUGCUUUAUCUAGAUUUGGAGACUUGUGCCAUUUGAUUAGGCCACAGAAAUGCCGGCCAUUUAUUGCAAACUUGUUGCCAUGCAUAGCUCGUGUAAGCAUACGCACUGAGGAGACAAUCCAGGAAAUACUUGCCAUUGUCAUGCAGAAGAUAAUGAGUGUUCUGGGAAGUUUUACAGGUGAUAAGGAGGUUAAGCAAUUACUGAAAACAUUUUUGCCAAACUUGCAAUCCUCAUCAGCAACAACCAGACGAACUGCUGCAAGUGGCCUUGUUGUUAUCUGUCAAUAUUCACGUAAACCAAGUUUCUUUUAUGAGUGGCUCCUGAACAUUUUGUUAGGUUUGGUGUUACCAUUCCAUGAAGACAAAGAUUCAACUGUCUAUCUUGGAGUGCUGAUGUGUUUACGACACAUGAUUCCAAACUUGGAUUGCUCUUUCUCAUUUGAUCAUCAAAUGAAAGGUUUGCGAGGCAGCUUUGGUUCUCAUUGCUCAUACUCUGCAGAUGGAACACUUGGUGCUGAACAGAUUCAGAACAAUCAGCUUUUACAGGUUUAUGAAGUGAUCAUGUACUGCACAAAGCAUUCAAAUCAUAACGUGGUGACAGCCUCGCUCGAAACAUUGCUGCAGCUUCUGCGUGCCCCACCUCCUGCUCUUCUGUCGAUUCUUCUAUCAGCUGAAGGAAUUACACCAAGUGCCAACUCUGAUGCAUCAAAGCAAGACUUGGAGUUUCUGGAAGAAACACCCUCUGAAGGUGACCCAACAAUGAGUGAACUAGAAACAGCUUCCAUUGCUGAAAGCACUGCUAGUACUGUAGAUACUGGGGUUGGCAGCUCCAUUGCAACGGAUUUUGACACAGAGCAAACAUCAGUUGAUGAAAUGCUGAGGUCAGCAGAGCUGGAUCGCCUGCGUCUCCACGGUGGUUCUGCUGGAGACAAUGAUCAAACCAGAGAGGAAGCAGAAGAAGGAAUUGAUGUCUUUGAUUCCACAAUGAGUGAGGUGAAGACAGAAAAUAGAAGAACUGCCAGGUCUUUAUCAGACCCUGGUUAUGCUGCUGAAACAGAUAACAAUGCAUCCAUUGAUGCAACUCAGAAUGAGACUCAAGUAUCACAUGGAACAUUUGAUUAUGUUGCCCACCGAGACAGUGAUGGCUUGGAGUUAACCACCUCUGAGGAUGACACCAUUAGGACAGAGUCAGUAUCAACACAGGAAGUAAGACUGCUUGUGGAGAGAAGUUUUCAGAUAGAUGCAGUGGCCUGCAAAGGGGUGCCUCUUGUACACUGUGUCCGCCUAAUGAGCUCAUUUCUUUUGUCUGGAAACCCUGGUGAGAUGCUGUCAGACUCUUGUGUGCGUGUGAGUGUUAAAUCAUUGGCCCUUUCUUGCAUCGCUCAAGCUGUUAAGCUCUACCCUGAAGCUUUCUUAGUAAGAAUAUUACCUGAGUUAUCUGAGGAUUCAGAUGGUGAAGAAUUUCAUCAAUCCAGUCCUCAGCUUGUUAGAGAUAUUCUUCUCUUUAGUGGACAUGGAGAUCCACAACUGCGAGGAAGUCUGGCCACUGUGAUUGGAAAUGUUGUAAGGACAGGACUGAAGAAAGGAAGGCUUGAUUUUGACACUUGGUGCAUAGACAACUGUCAAGAAAUGGAGACAGUUCCAUUUGGACUGGAAGAUCUAAUCUCAGUGUUGAAGUCUAUCCUUCAAGAUGAGUCUCCUGUUGCUAUCAGACAAGCAUGUGUUUCUCUAAAGAGCUGCCUCUUUUUGCUGUGCUCUAGUAAACACUCCAAGGUUGCUUUGGACCUGUUGAACACCAUUUCAACUCUAAAAGAUAACUCUUACUGGCUAGUAAAGGUUGAAUUAUUGGAAAUACUAGGGGAAGUGGACUUCAGGCUUUUAGGUCUUCUAAAACUUAAAUUUGAACACCUCCAGGAGUCAGGGAUGCAUAAAUUGUUUAAAACUAAUUUGCAAGAGGAUUUGAUUAAUAAUGUUAUUCUACACUUGCUGGAGGAUGAGGACAUUCGAGUGAGGCAAGCAGCUGCUAAGUGUGUUGUCAGCAUAGUUCCAAGACUCUUUCACUCACUGAACAGUGACAAGCAAGCUUUAGUUGUAUCUGCUGCACAGAGCCAAAUCAGCAGUCUCUUUAUUCAAGAGUCUCACUGUAAGGCUUUCACCCACUCAGUUGUUGAUGCUAACCUUUCAAGAAUUGUGACACUUGUUGGUAACAAGCUGAAUCAUUCAACAUCAAGAACCUGUUUGCUUGGAUGUAUUCAUGUUUUGUCAUUACUGGUUGAGACGUUCCCUGUUGCAAGUUAUCCUGAAGCAUAUGGGUGUAGUGUGUCAAUUUCAUGUCGAAGUCCCCUGCCCGCCCACCCUAUAGGGCCAUUUAGUGCACCCUCCAGACCUUCAAGUCCAAGUGCUUCUUGUGCAGGGGGAGGAGGGCCUUUGUCUAUUGUGAUGGGCAGUAUGAUGUCUUCAUGGCUUGCUUAUGAUCUCUUUGCACAUCAGCAGUUGUUGCAAAUUGCAGGGAACAUCUUGUUUGGUGCUGGAUGUAGUGGAGUUCAUGUUACACUCAAGAUGCACUCUGAGAGAGGACCCUCAGAUGAGCCUAUCAGUUCUGCUGAACAUUGGAGUGUGUUUACUGAUAGUACAUUAGCUCCUCAGGCAGAAAAGCUUGUACUUCAUAUGGCCAGGUUAUUGAACAUUUUUACCCAUGUUGUUGAGCAUACUACCCCAGGUGCUCACUCCUUUAAGAUUCCAUUCCCAGGGCAAAACAAGGACAAGCAACAGUCAGGUGCCAUUCCUGGUGUGGCUGCUCCCCACACCCCUCCUUCAGCUUCAGCUGUCUCUAGUUCUGCAUCAACUGUUCCCAAAAGACUGUUGACCAAGACUAAGCGGGCUCUCUCAGAAGCUGAUUUACACCAAGCCUCCUCAGAUAAACCACUGUCACCCUCUAAGACCCAAGGGGGAGUGGGGCAGUCUGGUGAAUCUGAGCAAAGCACUCAAAACCCCCCUCCCAAGAGCAGCAUUGGAACAUUUCAUCAUAUACCUCACUAUAUGAAGUUAUAUGAGAUCAUCAAGGGAGCCUAUGCUAACAACCAGGUUUCUCUGCUGGCUCCAGAUCAAGACAAGUUUUGUCAGUUCCUAUCAGCAACCUUACAUUCUUUGUCUUUACUCCUUGAAGUUACUGCAUUUGCUGACAUUGGAAAGCAUGUUGAAGAAAUACUUGGCUAUUUGCAAGUUUGUGUGAAAGUGGAGGCCACAAAGACUUUAUUGUGUGUUCAGCAGCUUUUGCGUGCAAUGUUUGGUAUCAACGCUUUGAGCCAACCAGAGCUGAUCCAGAACUUGACAGUUCCUCCCUGUUUGGCUACUAGUCUCGUGACAGUACCACGACAAGCUGAGAUGCUUCCCGUGGAUAAAAGCUUUUACCACUUUUGCUUUGUGUAUCCAUUGGUGCUCGUUACGCAUUCCCUCCAGAAGUUGAAACAUAAGGAAGAAAUAAAAGAAAAAGGAAAGGAAGCAGAAGAGUUGGGAGGAAUUGGUGUUUUCAUUAAAAAGCUCCGAAAUAAGGCUGCCUCGUCUAUUCGGCCACCUGUAAAACUGGACAAGCAAUCACCCAUCCAUUCAUACAUCCGCUGGUUUGAACCGCUCGUAAUCCGUGCCUUGAAGGAAUACACAAUGUCCAGUAAAGUGAUCUUGCAGCAGCAAGUCCUAAGCCUCUUAGCUCAGCUCAUAAAACUUAGAGUGAAUUAUUCUCUACUGGACGCUGAUCAGGUAUUCAUCAGCUUUGUUCAGAAACAAUUUGAAUACAUUGAUGCAGGCCAAAUAAAAUCCUGCGACACUUUCCUUCCACACAUCUUCCAGUUUCUUGUGUUACUGUCCUAUGAGUGCUUUCAACCAAAGUUUAAUCAAGCGAAAGCAAUUGUGGGAAUGCCAAGAAUUAUCCAGCUUUGUGAUGGUAUCAUGGCGGGAGGACAGCCAGCCCAAACUCACGCCAUUCCAGCUUUACAACCAAUAAUCCAUGACUUGUUUGUACUGAGAACUGCUAGUGGUAGUGAAAUCGGAGGAGAUCUGGAAACCCAAAGAGAAGUUGUCGUCUCAAUGCUGCUUCGUUUGGUGCACUAUCCCGAGGUGCUAGAAAUGCUGGUUACAGUUUUGAACUGCUACCAGCGAGAUGAAGUCAAAUGGAAGGACCUAUCGGGACAAAUCAUAGACCUGCUCCUUCCUCUUCUGGCAAACCAGAAGGUCCACGUUGAAUCAGAGUAUGGUAUUGAGAUGUUACAAGCUGUGUUCGCCGCUGUUGCCCCUGGGUCAUUAUGGCCAGUAGAUGUGCUCUUGAGGGUUUUGUUUUCCAGCUUUGAUCAGUCAGAUGCAUUCAAGCGUUGGUUAGCUACAAUACUUGUGGUAUUACAAACUCUCAUGGCACAAGUAACAGAAGACAUCCUUCUGUCGAGAAUUGACCAAUCGGGAUUUCGACCUAGAUGUGUCAACAUGAUGGACAAACCUUUGCUACCCAUUGAAGUUUUCGUAAAGUUCCUCUUUUACGUUGUUGAAACAAGUGCCAACCAUGUUAACAUGGCAACAAGAAACUCCUUAGUAAACUUGAGAUCACCAAGCGAAGAAGCCUUCUUAUUGAAACUGUUUGGCAGCUUGCUUUCAUGUGUUACACAUCUGUUAAAAUCAGCAAACUUCAAGAAAGUGUCCCAGUUAGCAUCUUCGUCACCCAUCAUCCAUCCAACUGUGGACUUAGUCAAUGAAAAUUUGUCUCAUCUUGUGGACACCCACCCAGUUCUGGUUCUACAGUGGUGUCAUGUGUUGAGACAACUGAAGUACACGGACACACAGUUCUGGUUUGGGUUCCUUGACACAGGACUACGUUUGAGCACUGCCUCUGGUAGCAAUAUUGAACUGGAGGGCCCGACGUUGAAUAAAGAUGUGACUCGAUCGGGAGUGAUACUGAUCUACUGUGACCUGCUUAUAACACAGCACAUGGAGCAGGGAUCAUUGGAUCAGUCUCAGGUCGGGACCUUGCUAAGGAUGUCCCUAGAGGACCUUGUACAGAUGACAGAUGAACCACCCAUACAGGGGUUUCUAAGCAUUCUGUACAGUACUCACGAAGGAAGCAAGCUUCUGUUAGACUCAUUUAGUUCCUCAAGAGCUCUACAUGAAACAGUAAAACGGCCAAGUCUUGUGCGUGAUUUAAUGAACUGCCUGAAGGGAGUGCAUCAGUCACAAUCGGUUUACCUUAUCAAGAUACUGGCGGAGUAUUUCCUCAACUCAACUCAUCAGUCGGUUGCAAGAAUGGCAGAACGUUUGAUUUGCAAGAAGUUGGAGAUAUGUAUCGAUGGACAGAAAAUGGCACCAUCCCAGGAACUCGUAGAGGAUGAAUUAAGAUCAGUUUGUCAGUUGAUAGCGUCGAAGAAGGAAAUAACUAGAAAUCAAACGUUGUUGUCGUUGGUAACUAAAAUUCUCCCCUCAAGUUCACCUGUGGAAAGGGAUAUGCCUUGCAAUGAAGAUCUGGCUUCGUCUAUGAAAAACUACACGAUUGAUCAGGAAUGGUUUUGCCGACUUGCUCAGCAAUGCUGUUUUGCUGCUCGUCCAAUGGACCAGAGGAACGGAGUCAACGUUAAACCUGAGGCGAUUCAGAUGCUCAGUGUUCUGAAUGCAAAGGAAGUUUCUUUUGUCAUAAAUCACGAGAACUUUGACAUCUCUCUGCUUGAAGAAUGUAUAUCACUUGGAAUCGAAAGAACUCUUCUGUUGACCUCGAGAAGGCAGAACGGAGAGAACGUACCAAGUAAUUUACUUAACAAUGCAGAGCACUUUGAAAACCAUGACGUCGAUCAAUUAUUGCUUAUUUCCAAACUCGCUUUAUUUUCCAAAAUUGAACAAGUUGCAAAGGAUGUUAUUACAACGAGAACGUUCAGAGAUAAUGAAAAUUCAACAAAGCUGCAGUGUUUCCAGUUGGCUUCUGAUCGUCUGUCAGCUCUCUGCAAUGAUGCUGAUUGGUGCAAAAAGGUCACGUCCCUUGCAAGGGCUCUUGUGGCCUUAGCUGGUGCAAUUCCGACUCUUCCUAAGCAUUGUAAAAUCCCCGAAUCUGGCCAAGAAGCGCUUUUUCAGUUUGUUUUCGUUCCAUUGGCGAUGGUGCAUUGUUCCCUUGUAAAUGGUAAACGUCCAUGUUCCGUUGAACUGAAGUCUAAUCUUGAAUGUCUGGCUAAGUACCUUAAUCUUGAUUGCGCAAAGAGUAUUGGGAAACUUGAGUUCUUUCCGUUGGUUUGUUCUGCUAUUAAUCACGUUCACGUGCUCUUAAAUGCAGUUGAUGGUAGUGGUGACAAUGACGAGGAAGGCUUCUUUACUGAUCAAAUUAAAGUUGAUAUGGGGGAUGAAGGAGUUCAGAUUGCUAGGAAAGCCUGUGGAGAAAUCUCACAGCUGAUCCACCGGCUACUGACCAUCUUGAAACCAGGAUCAGUUCAAAAACCCUCCCUGCCUCAAUUCCUAUUGCGUCCUUUUCAAGACAUCAUUGUUGGUUUAGCGAGGCAACCUCUUGUUAACAGCUAUGCGCGCACCCUACCUUUGGUGUGGAAGAUGGGCUGGGCACCAGUCCCUGAAGGGCCUCUUAAAACAGAGCUUCCUCCUUUACCGAUAGAGAUCUUGAAAGAGAAAGAUGUCCUGGAUGAAUUCGUAAAAAGGGUUAAUUUGAUUGGGUGGACCUCUAGACAACAGUUUGAAGAAACAUGGGCUGCCCUUCUCGGUGUGAUCAGUUCACCACCUCUACCAGAUACAGUUUCAACAGAGGAGGAUAUGGAGUCGACGCAUUCCUGCUGCCUGGCAGUCCGCUGUAUCUCAGAAUUGUUGCUUCAGACCACUCUUUACCCAGUCCCGGGAAACCCAAGCGCAAGUGCUUAUCUACACAGACCGAGACACAGGGAUCUGCCUUUCCUGGGAAGCAGGGCAGGGAAGAAACUUACGUUUGUUAGGGGCAUGAUUGAGGAGGAAUUUGUUUCCUUGUGCUGUACAGGAACUGGCCGAGUAUUUAUCUCGGAUGAAGACCUAAAACCAGAGCGUUCUGUAAGUGUCCAUCGGUCAAACAGUUUCCUGUGUUUAAACAGUUCAAGCGCGAUGUGGAUAACUAACCGAAUGCUAUUUGAUCAUCCGCUUUACGGACUCAAUGUCGAUCGCGUGCUGGGUUUUCACGACUACACCUUAGGACAGAUAUCUGUGGGCGCACUUCACAGUCAGGCUCAAAGCGAACUCCAAGAAAGGUACGAUAGUGAAGAUGAUACUGCUGUUGUAGUUUCCCUUCCGCGCAUGCCUCAACCUGAAAAGCUCGACAUCAAGUCUUGCGAGCAAUUUCUUCUGGAGCUUUUCGAACAAUGGAUGUCCCCGUAUAUUCACCCCAGGACUCCUCUGGCACUCUUAUCCGAGGCAACCAAAGCGCUUUUGGUGUUGUCUGAUCUGUUCGUUGAUGGAACACACUUUGAAUGGGUUCUGGGCACUCUUCUUGAUCUACAUCAUAAUCAUUCAGCGGAAGAUGAUCUGUUGAUACAGUACUUGCUACCUACACUCUGUAAAGCCUUAGCUUUCCUAAAGACGGAAGGAUCGAUAACUGAAAGAGUUUGUAAGAUAGUGGAAUCUUCACUUAGGAGUCCACAUGUUCCUCUCCAGAUCUCUGCCCUUUAUGGUGCAAUGUACUUACUAGAAAUUCAGGUGCCAUCUGUAAGUGCUGUGCUACUGCCAAUCCUAACAGAUUUCCUGGGCAAGAAACUUACUGUGAUUAAUGGCGCCGUGUCAAUGGCAGAACACCACUUAUUAGUCAUGUGGUCGACAGCAUUUUACUUGCUGGAGAGAUACGCUGAUGAAAUCAGUGAUCAAGAAUUAAAGGCAAACCUCCUCAAGAAUGCCGUCCGCACUGCGUCCUCAAACGAAGACAGCACCCCGACCUGUGUCUAUCACGCCAUCAUUAGGGGACUUGAGAGGCUUGUAGUAUCAUUUGCUCUGUCGAGUGCUGAGUCAGACUCGCUAGUCAAACUUAGUGUGGACAGGCUGUCCAUGCAAAACCCUCAAAGAGCCAUAUCUGCUCUUGGUUUAUUGGUAACGUGUAUGUAUACAGGUAAGAUUGGCGACCGACCAAGUGGAAUCUACCCUCCGGCUGACACUGCGGAGUUUCCAACAGAGGACAUACUUCUCAUUGCUAUGGAACGUGUUACUGUCCUGUUUGAUAGAAUAAGAAAAGGCGUGCCAUCUGAAGCCAAAGUGGUGGCCAGAGUUUUGCCACCCUUGCUUUUGGAUUUCUUUCCCGCCCAAGAAAUCAUGAACAAAGUGAUCGGAGAGUUUCUGUCUAGUCAGCAGCCACAUCCUGAACUCAUGGCGCAAGUUCUCUUCAAGGUGUUUGAAGGUCUUCACAGUCAAGGGCAGCAAACAGAAGUGAGAGACUGGGUACUUCUCUCACUUGGAAGUUUUAUUCAGCGGACACCCCUGUCGAUGGCGGUAUGGAGUCUUACCUGCUUCUUCAUUAGCGCUUCUAGCAACAAAUGGAUUCGAGCCCUCUUUUCUUAUAUCGUGGGAAGGAUGGGUAAACUUGAAGAUAUCGACGUUAGAAUAUUUUGUGCAGCAGCUAUGGAUUUCUACAGAACUCAGAACCUCGAUGCAAAUCAUAAGGAGACUCUGAUAUCCACAUUUAGAAGGGCCGCUCAAACGAGUGCACCUUACAGAGAAUUUAUUGAGUGCUGUCAGUCAGACAGUAAGCACUCUCGAUAAAUAAAGGGUUGGUUUAUGGCUGGAGGGAUUAUUGAAAAAGGUCCCAACGUUUCUUGAUCGUGAGACUGUUUUGCUGAAGAAGCAAAGGAAAGGUAGUGUCCAGAACUUCAGGGUUCUUUGCCGUCAGGCAUAUUCUCGGUACAGCUUGCUAAGUAAAUUUCCCCAGUGCUACACGGAUUUUCAUGACUUACGAUUUCUUCAGCUUGAGCCAGUAGUAAUUGUGGGUAAUUCCUGGUUGUGAAAUGUUUUGAUAGAAGUUUGAAUACUUUUUACUAGGAUGGCCACUAAUUCAAUGAACCGUCCUCAUAUUUUUGAUAACGUAACAGAGAGAAACGUUACGAAGUAGCGGAAAGUGGAACAUUCACACACGUGCUUUGUCACGCAUUGCUUGAAUCGCAUUUUCACGCGUUUCAUGACAUGUCAAAUAACAGACACCUUAGGUAGCGUAGAAAAUCACUUUUGGUGUGUUUUCCUUGCGCUCGCUUAUUCAGAGACUAAGUGGAGAUGUGGGGUCAAUUUUGACUCAAUGAAAUGAUGUACUAUCAAUUAUCAAUGGAGUAUUAGAUACAAUUAUGUCUCAAUUCGAAGAAAAUAUAAUGAAAACAACUAUUAUGACUA